Molecule: messenger RNA, 980 nt
Organism: Eptesicus fuscus (big brown bat)
Lineage: Eukaryota; Metazoa; Chordata; Mammalia; Chiroptera; Vespertilionidae
Product: myosin regulatory light polypeptide 9
Exons: 4
Coding region: 140-658 (172 amino acids)
Biological process (GO): platelet aggregation
Cellular component (GO): cytoplasm
Molecular function (GO): calcium ion binding
Source: RefSeq, a predicted model, not a curated record
GGUUUGCUGAGGGGAGGCCGGAAGUGCUGUAUUUUAGCGGCUCUGGGUGUAGAAGGGUGGUGAUAGCGGCAGCGAGGGCAGCGAGGAGGGUCACGGAAGCGCUCGAUUCUCGCGGCAGUGCACGGAUCUAACCACCACCAUGUCGAGCAAAAGGGCAAAGACCAAGACCACCAAGAAGCGCCCCCAGCGCGCAACAUCCAAUGUGUUCGCCAUGUUUGACCAGUCACAGAUUCAGGAGUUUAAAGAGGCCUUCAACAUGAUUGAUCAGAACAGAGAUGGUUUCAUUGACAAGGAAGAUUUGCAUGAUAUGCUUGCCUCCCUGGGAAAAAAUCCAACCGAUGAGUAUCUAGAUGCCAUGAUGAAUGAGGCUCCGGGUCCCAUAAAUUUCACCAUGUUCCUCACGAUGUUUGGUGAGAAGUUAAAUGGCACAGAUCCAGAAGAUGUCAUCAGAAACGCUUUUGCUUGCUUUGAUGAAGAAGCAACUGGCACCAUUCAGGAAGAUUACCUGAGAGAGCUGCUGACAACAAUGGGAGAUCGGUUUACAGAUGAGGAAGUGGAUGAGCUGUACAGAGAAGCGCCUAUUGACAAAAAGGGAAAUUUCAAUUACAUUGAGUUCACACGCAUCCUUAAACAUGGAGCAAAAGAUAAAGAUGACUGAAAAGAACUCCAAAUUGCAGCCAAAUAUUCUUUGUCGCCACAUUGGGUAUUUCUGAGACUUUCUCUUAGAGUCUAUAACAUGCCCUAGCUUUGCAGCUUUUGCCUUUCUUGUGGUAUUUAUUCUCAGCCAUUUUGGGCACAUGCAUCUCUAUAAUCAGACUGGAAAUAGUACUUUUUGUUAUUUUCAGAAUAGAAAAUAGGUAAUUGAACUUACCAGCCUCCAUCUCCCCCCAUAACUGCAAUCUACAGAGUCAAUAUAUUUUUUCAGAGAAAGUAAUUAACUCAAUUUUUUUCUGAACCAUAAUUAAAUUUUAUGAUCAAAA